AUGGGUAUGACUCCUGUCAAUCCGUUUGUCGACGUGGAUGAGAUAUCGCCCGUUGAUUCUUCAUCUCUACCAAGCUCUUCUGCGGCAGACGCCGCGGUACAUCCUGCACUGCGUUCGCCAAGAAUCACCAUUUCUGAUCACAAUGACCUACCACAUCCUCGGCCUGCUUUCCUUUCGUAUGGCUCAUUCAGAUCGGUCAACAGCUGGGACGAUCAACCUCCGCCCUAUCCAUAUGGUACACCCUCUUCUUCCACAACAAGUCUUCCUCAGUCCAGCAACGAAUCGCUUCCUCUCCGCCAAGGCGUGCCGAAACGAGAUCGACGAAAUUUCGCUUUUCGCGGCUUCUCGGCCGUGAAGCGCAAGAUUUUCAGCCAUGUUCAUCCGAGGACAAUAUGGCAGAUGAUCGAUAUCCGCGAGGUAUUUUGGCCGUUCACUUGGAAGAAGUACAUCAUCCUCUUCAUCGUGGCUGCGCUUGCUGUCGGAGUUGCGAUAUCGGAUCACUACUUCGGCUGGAUCAAGAAGUCCAUGGAGAUAACGCGCAGCAACAUGUUACCAGUUCUCAUCAUAGUUAUCGGUCUCGAACCAAUCAUGAUUACUGUCAUCCUACUGGUCGCUCGUGUACCACCUCUUCACCCUCCCGUCGGUCCGCCUGUCGAAAAAGCUGCUCUCGAUGUCGAGCUGGAUGUGGAGAAGGCCAUCUGCAUCGUCGAAGCUACACCAGAACAUCGCACUGCACUCGUCAUCCCAUGUCACAAUAGUGACCAUGAAGCUACCAGUAAGGUACUCAAGAGCGCCUUCGUUCACUUCCGACCCCAAGACAUCUUCGUCGUCGACAAUGGCCGCACUAGGCACCCAGUCUCCCCCGAGUUCCGUAACUUCAUUCGAAGCGAGCAUGCCGACAUCAACUACAUUUGGUCGCCGAUUGGUAGCAAGAAUGCCGCACAACUGGUUGGUGCUAUAGCGGCUAAAGACUACGACUGGAUCAUGACAGUCGACGAUGACGUCUCUAUCCCAGCGACCUUCCGUCCACCAAUCGACAAGAUGGAUGACAUAACGAAGGGGUGUGCCUUCCCUCUCAAAGCUGUUGAUGCCAACGGUGACAUGCCACUCUGCCUCGUGGCAUGGCAAGACUGCGAGUACAAGAUGAGCGGGCUCACCAAGCUUGCGGAGUCGUCCAUCUGUGGCGUGUUGUACCCGCAUGGUGCAGGCUGGUUCUGCGAAAGAGAUACACUCAUCGAUCUCAUCAGCAACUACCACUCCAUCGACUUCAUCGCAGAGGACGUCAAUACGGGUCUUUCGAUGCAGAAGAUGAAGAAGCGCAUCGCCUUUGACGCAACAUGCGUGCUCGAGACCGAAGUUCCUACCACUGUCCUCGGGCCGGGUCUUAACUGGUGGAAUCAACGAUAUCGUUCGUGGGAGAUGGGCCGUCAUGGUCGUCUCAUCGCUUUCGCAGAACGGAUGCUGCUUUCUCUCAACGGACAGACAACGCCAUGGGGUAUCUUCACUCAAAAGUUCAUCCAUCUGUACUCUAUCGCUACCAUUAUUGUGGACUGGGUGCGCAUUCCUGUCUUCGUCACGAUGGGCGGCGACCCAAACUUCUGGCGACUUGGCCUUCCACUCAUGCUCGCUGCUACUCUACCUAUUUUGGCUUUCAAACAUCUCAACGCGCGGAACCGACCUGAUCUCCAACCCCGGUUCUGGGCUGCAAUGACCUACCCUUUGUACAAACAACUUUACAGUCUUGUAUCGAUCUUCGGUGCUAUCCGUGCUGUUAUCUUCUACGUCGGAGGUCACAAGAAACCAAAGACCAUCAACAAGAUGAUCAAGGAUAAUGAUCCUAAUGCCGUGUGGCUUGAUCCUCGCUUCGAGAAUAACCCAGCUUACCUCGCUGAUGAGGCGGAGGCUCUUCUCGCUGCUGCGAAGGAAGACGGUAGCAAGAAGGUGCCUGCUUCCGUGUACAUAUCACCGGCUUCUCCGUAA
Alternaria burnsii is the source of this 1980-nucleotide messenger RNA. RefSeq names its product glycosyltransferase family 2 protein. The coding region runs from base 1 to 1980 and encodes 659 amino acids. The record is from RefSeq and is a predicted model, not a curated record. Lineage: Eukaryota; Fungi; Ascomycota; Dothideomycetes; Pleosporales; Pleosporaceae. The transcript has a single exon.